AUGUAUGAAAAAUGUUUAAUUUUUUUUUUAACGUUAUCAAUAUUUGGAAUUAUUUUGACAAAAUCAUUGGAACUUCCGAACAUGUCGGGCAUAAGCAGAGAAUUAACCGGAAAUUUAAGUGUCGAUCAAUUUUUUUCUUUGUGGAUUAUUUUCAACGAUGAUGAUGUUCAAAUAUCAGAUGAACCAUUCACUGUACUAACACCAAAAAAUAUAAAAAGGUUUGAUAAUAAUAAUAAUAAUAAUAAUAAUAAUAAUGAAUUAUCAAAUUCAAACGAAACAAAAAAAAUCCUUAUCGACCACAUAGUUUUAGGACAAAAAUUACGUUUAGAUGAUUUUUCUGGAGAAUUUAAUUUUAAAACUUUAGGCGGGAAAACAGUAAACGUACAAGAAAUAAAUGGAACAUUGUAUGCUAAUAAAGCGAAAAUUAUUAAUCCCAGAGUUGAUGUAUCAGGAAAAGGCGUUAUGAUUAUUUUAGAUGAUUAUUUAUUUCCAUUAGAGGUAAAAAAUAAUUCAGAUGUAGAUGGAACAACAACAACAGCAACAAUUACAACAACAACAACAACCUUUCCUAUUACUGAUGUUUUAACUACAAUGAUAGAAAUGGAAAAUGCUAACGAAGAGGGAUCGAAUUCAACUUUUUUUCAAAAUUUAGUAGACCUUUUAUCAUUUUUUAAAAAUGGCGUCAGAGUUUUCCAACACUUUUUAUCCCGGUCUAAUGUUUCUCUUCUAUUAAAGAAUGAUGAAGAAUAUACCGUUUUGAUUCCUACGGAUCAUGCUUUUCAGAGGUGGCAUCCCAUAGAUUGGGGAUUUUACCCAUUUUCGGUACCGGAAUUCACUGAAAAUAUAAUUAUAAAUCAUUUUAUAUCGAAAAAUCUCAGGCAAGACAAUAUUAAAGAUGGUCAAGUUGUAAAAACAUUAGGCGGACGGGAAAUAGUUUUUACAAGAAAUUUAUUUUUUUUGAGUGCGAAUGGAGCCCCAAUAGUAAGAGGAGAUACACCGAUUCAUCAUGGAAAUCUCAUGUUCAUAUCAGAGGUUUUGUUUGUAAAUGAAGCUGAAGUACAAAAACUUCAUCAGCAAAAUAAAGAUAAAGAAACUCCUCCACUUUUAGCAUUUCCUUGGUUUGGUGCUCAAUUUUUGUCUCAUGCAUUUUUGGCUUUGGAACGCCAGAGAAAAUUUUCUCACAUCACAAGAUUUCUCAAUGCAGCAGAUCUUGCACCACAUGUAUCUGGAAAAGGAUACACCUUUUUCGUGCCAACUGAUGAAGCUUUCGAAGAAUUCGGUUUAGGACAAGUUCAAGAUAAUUAUUUUUCAAACCAAGAGGGAAUAUCAAUUUUGCUCAAUCAUUUUGUGAAAGGUAGACUUUAUGAAAGAGAUUUAAAAAAUCAAACACAAUUUAUAACUCUUGGAAAUAAAACAAUUUUAAUCAAUAAUAGUUCUGGUAGUAUUUACGUAAACGAUGCUAAAAUUGUUGAAAGUGAAAUAUUCGUGUAUAACCUGGGAACAAUGUUUUACAUAAAUAAGCUUUUAUUUGUAAAUAAAACUCUUCUUCCACCGAUAAAGGAGGAAACACUUUGCGAAAACCCAGCAACAACUCAUGAAACAUUAAAAACAGAUGUUGAAAGAAUACCAGAAGAACUAACAGAAGAAUUAGGAACGCUUCCAGAUGUUUUAUUAAUUGAAGACACAACACCGGUUCCAAACACAGAAACAGAAAAUUCAUAUGAUUCCAAAAUAAUAAAUAAUUCUUCUCCAGCUAAAUCAAAGAGGAAAAAAAAAUUUAUUAAUGACGUAUGGGAUAAAAUUUGA
Pediculus humanus corporis (human body louse) is the source of this 1806-nucleotide messenger RNA. RefSeq lists its product as uncharacterized. The transcript is spliced from 8 exons. Gene Ontology annotation, molecular function: cell adhesion molecule binding. NCBI's taxonomy places the organism in Eukaryota, Metazoa, Arthropoda, Insecta, Psocodea, Pediculidae. The record is from RefSeq and is a predicted model, not a curated record. Gene Ontology annotation, cellular component: extracellular matrix. The coding region runs from base 1 to 1806 and encodes 601 amino acids. Gene Ontology annotation, biological process: extracellular matrix organization; cell adhesion.